Messenger RNA from Hylaeus volcanicus, 868 nucleotides. RefSeq names its product odorant receptor 13a-like. Gene Ontology annotation, molecular function: olfactory receptor activity; odorant binding. The transcript has 4 exons. NCBI's taxonomy places the organism in Eukaryota, Metazoa, Arthropoda, Insecta, Hymenoptera, Colletidae. Bases 164 to 784 code for a protein of 206 amino acids. The record is from RefSeq and is a predicted model, not a curated record. Gene Ontology annotation, biological process: detection of chemical stimulus involved in sensory perception of smell; sensory perception of smell. Gene Ontology annotation, cellular component: plasma membrane.
AGUUACGCGAUAUGGCCAAUUAUGGGUAAGACGGACACUCGAUGAAAUUUUCUCACCCGAAUGGAGUGGUUACUAUCGUAGGAGCUACUCGAUAAAAAGUAAAAUACGCAUUGUUUCAGAAAAUGUUGGAAGAAAUGAAUCUGACAGGCUGCUUCCUUUCAACAUGCAUCUCGACAUACCAUUAUCUAUGUCACCCUAUUUUGAGAUGAUGUUCGUAGUACAGUACAGGUUCGUAAACAUACACAUGGUGAAGAUGGAAGAGAAGUCGAAGGAAGCCUCAGACUCAGCUACGUUGUAUCACUCAAACAAAUGUCACGACUCGUUUAAGAGAUGCAUCAAACAGCAUCAGGCGCUCCUCGCAUACGGCAACAAGUUAGAGGAAGUGUUCGCGAUAGUCGUGCUGGGACAAGUGUUCCUCUUCAGUUUCCUGAUGUGCCUCGACGGAUAUCUGAUACUUCUGGAUGAGUUGAGUGAAGCGAGGCGCCUGAUUUUCGUAGUUCACAUAGCAGGCUGCAUGUGCCAGCUGUUGAUGUUCACCUACAGCUGCGACUGUUUGAUUCAAGAGAGCACGCGAGUAGCUUCGGCAGUCUACUCAGGACCGUGGCUACGACUGCCGGUGAACGAAGGUGGUAGAAUGCUUAGGAAAGACAUGGCGUUUGUAAUCAUGAGAUCGAGAGUGUCCUGCUGCCUGAGAGCCAGCGGAUUCUUCGUUGUAUCGUUGGAAACGUAUACUUCGGUGUUGAGUACAGCAGUGUCGUAUUUUACGCUACUGAGGAGUUACUAAAACGAAGCUCUGCGAAUGACAGAAAUUCAAACAAAGAGGACAUUUUUUGACGAUAGUAUCAUGAUUGAACAAUCUUAUUUGAAA